Messenger RNA from Penicillium argentinense, 3363 nucleotides. Its product is annotated as nuclear import receptor PSE1. Lineage: Eukaryota; Fungi; Ascomycota; Eurotiomycetes; Eurotiales; Aspergillaceae. Gene Ontology annotation, biological process: protein import into nucleus. The coding region runs from base 1 to 3363 and encodes 1120 amino acids. Gene Ontology annotation, molecular function: small GTPase binding; nuclear import signal receptor activity. Gene Ontology annotation, cellular component: nucleus; cytoplasm. The transcript has 3 exons. The record is from RefSeq and is a predicted model, not a curated record.
AUGUCCCUGCUUCCUCCCGAGGUCCACACCGCGCUGUCCCAGCUGCUGCGCGCCCUCGGCACCCCCGACAAUUCCAUUCGAUCGCAGGCGGAAGAGCAGUUGAACAAUGAUUGGGUCCAGAACAAGCCAGACGUCCUGUUGAUGGGCCUGGCUGAGCAGCUCGGAGGCGCUGAAGACACAGUAACACGUGCUUUUUCCGCUGUCCUUUUCCGAAGAAUCGCAACCAAAACCCGCAAGGACCCCGCUACUGGUGACGCCAAGGAGAUCUUCCUGAGCCUGCCCAACGAGCAGCGAGUCGCCAUCCGGGAGAAGCUGGUGUCAUGCCUGACCAGCGAGACUGUCCUCGACGUGCGGAAGAAGAUCGGCGAUGCCGUUGCUGAGGUCGCCCGCCAAUACACCGACAAUGGUAUGCGACAGACACCCUGGAAAGAGAAAACGACAUCUUGUGCUGGUACUAACGGAUUCAAUUUUGUUCUUCCAGGCGACCAAUGGUCCGAAAUCCUUAGCGUUCUUUUCCAGGCCAGCCAGUCCCCAGAUGCCGGUCUGCGUGAAACUGCUUUCAGAAUAUUUACGACCACCCCCGCUGUCAUUGAGAAGCAACAUGAGGAAGCCGUGGUCGGCGUUUUCACCAAGGGUUUCGAAGAUGAGAAGAUCUCCGUGCGAAUUGCUGCCAUGGAAGCUUUCGCCGCGAUGUUCCGAUCGAUCAGCAAGAAGUCCCAGGCCAAGUUCUUCGGCCUCGUUCCCUACAUCCUCCACGUCCUUCCUCCUCUCAAGGAAACCAGCGAUAGCGACGAGUUGUCCUCCGCUUUCCUGGCUCUGAUUGAGCUGGCCGAGAUCAGCUCGAAGAUGUUCAAGGCUUCGUUCAGCGACUUGGUCAAGUUUAGCAUCAGCGUCAUUGCCGAUAAGGAGCUGAGUGAUCAGGUCCGCCAGAACGCCCUCGAAUUGAUGGCCACAUUCGCCGAUUACUCUCCCAGCAUGUGCAAGAAGGAACCCAAUUUUGCCCAGGAGAUGGUUACGCAGUGCCUGAGUCUGAUGACCGACGUGGGUGCUGAUGAUGAUGAUGCCGAGGAGUGGAAUGCCUCCGAGGACCUCGAGCCUGAGGAGAGCGAUCUCAACCACAUUGCCGGUGAGCAAUGUAUGGACCGUCUGGCCAACAAGUUGGGUGGCGAGGCUAUUCUCCAACCCGCGUUCUCCUGGAUUCCCCGCAUGAUGUCUUCAACCGCCUGGCGCGAUCGUCACGCCGCUUUGAUGGCCAUCUCUGCCAUCUCUGAAGGUUGCCGUGACUUGAUGGUUGGCGAGUUGGAUCAGGUGCUCGCUCUUGUUACCCCCGCUCUGCGUGACCCCCAUCCUCGUGUGCGAUAUGCAGGCUGCAAUGCUCUCGGUCAGAUGAGUACCGACUUUGCCGGCACCAUGCAGGAGAAGUACCACGGAAUCGUCCUGAACAACAUCAUUCCCGUGCUGAGCUCCCCCGAGCCCCGUGUGCAGUCCCACGCCGCUGCUGCCCUGGUCAACUUUUGUGAGGAGGCAGAGCGCAGCGUCCUGGAGCCCUACCUGGGAGAUCUCCUGGGUCGCCUCCUUGAGCUUCUGCAGAGCCCUAAACGCUACCUCCAGGAGCAGGCUCUCUCGACCAUUGCCACUAUCGCCGACUCUGCUGAGACCGCUUUUGGCCAGUACUAUAACAACCUCAUGCCGCUGCUGAUUAACGUCCUGAAGGAAGAACAGGGCAAAGAGUAUCGCCUCCUCCGUGCUAAGGCCAUGGAAUGUGCCACACUUAUUGCCCUGGCUGUCGGCAAGGAGAAGAUGGGCCAGGAUGCUUUGAACCUGGUGAACAUCUUGGGUAACAUUCAGCAAAACAUCACCGACGCCGACGAUCCCCAGUCGCAGUACCUCCUUCACUGCUGGGGCCGCAUGUGCCGCGUUCUCGGCCGCGACUUCGUUCCCUACUUGCCCGGUGUUAUGCCUCCUCUGCUGACCGUGGCUGCCGCUAAGGCUGAUAUCCAGCUUCUGGAUGAUGAGGACCAGAUUGAGCAGGUCGAGCAAGAUGAGGGCUGGGAGCUGGUUCCUCUCAAGGGCAAGAUCAUUGGUAUUAAGACUAGUGCUCUGGAGGACAAGAACACUGCUAUCGAAUUGAUCACCAUUUACGCUCAGAUCCUGGAAGAGGCUUUCGAGCCCUACGUUCUGGAGACUAUGGAGAAGAUUGCCGUCCCUGGUCUUGCAUUCUUCUUCCACGACCCCGUCCGCGUUUCGGCGGCCAAGCUCAUCCCGCAGCUGCUGAAUUCCUUCAAGAAGGCCCACGGUGACCAGUCCCCCGGCUUUGCUGAGAUGUGGAGCAAGGUCGCUGAGAAGAUCAUCGAGGUUCUCAGUGCGGAGCCUACUGUCGACACUCUCGCCGAGAUGUACCAGUGCUUCUACGAAUCCGUUGAAGUCGUUGGUCGCAACAGCCUCACUCCUCAGCACAUGCAAGCCUUUGUCGACUCCGCUAAGUCCACCCUCGAGGACUACCAGAUGCGGGUGAAGCAACGCCUGGAAGAAAUGGCCGAGUUGGAGGAGGGUGACGAGGACAGCCAAGAGUACGAGUUUGCCAUCGAGGAUGAUCAGAACCUGCUUAGCGACAUGAACAAGGCCUUCCACACCAUCUUCAAAAACCAGGGCGUUACUUUCUUGCCCGCUUGGCAACAAUUGAUGCAGUUCUAUGACAACUUCAUCACCAGCCAAGAUCCUACUCAGCGACAAUGGGCUCUGUGCAUCAUGGAUGAUGUUCUGGAGUUCUGCGGUGAGGAGUCAUGGAACUACCAGGACCACAUCAUGCAGCCCCUGGCUGCUGGUCUCACAGACGAGAACGCCGCCAAUCGCCAGGCUGCUGCAUACGGUGUUGGUGUCGCUGCUCAGAAAGGUGGUCCCAACUGGGCCGACUUUGUGGCUGCUAGCAUUCCCAGCCUCUUCCAGGUGAUCCAGCACCCCCAGUCACGCACUGAGGAGCACGUCUUCGCCACCGAGAACGCUUCCGCUAGCAUCGCGAAGAUUCUCCACUACAACGCCUCCAAGGUACAGGGUGCCCAGGAUAUUGUCACCUCAUGGAUCGAGACCCUGCCCAUCAUCUUUGACGAGGAAGCUGCCCCCUACGCUUAUUCUUUCAUUGCACAGCUGAUUGACCAGCAAAACCCGGCUGUUGUCAGCAAGGCCGACCGCGUUUUUGGAUUUAUCGUGCAAGCUCUUGAUGCCUCGACUCUGCAGGGACAGACCGCCGCACGCGUCGCUGCCUCGGCCAAGCAGCUAGUGGCCGCGACCGGCUUGAACGCCGAACAGAUCCUGGCCGGUGUCAACCCGGACAACCAGGAGCGGGUGCGCAAAUACUUCCAGUAA